AAAUCAAAAUUUGUUCUUUUUGAUUUGCAUUUGAACCUCAAAAAUCCAAUCAAAUCCUCUGAAGGAAAAACAACAAAAACGAAAAGAAAAAUCAGAGAACAGAGAUCAGAUGUCGACGUCUUCGGUUCGCCGGCUAAAGGAACGCGGCGGCGCCGGCGGUAAGUUCGGGAUUCCAGCCACCUCCGCCGCGGCGGGGGCAAAAAACAGCAAAAGCCUGACGCCGCUUUCUGAAAAAUCCGGUGUCGGAGGGUAUAGCGCCGGCGGGGAGAGCCUCCGGAGAUCGGCUUGGAAGGAGAACCCGAGACCUACUUCGCGGGUCCGGGCGGCGACGGCGUCGUCCAUGCUGCAGCAGAAGCCGACGCUUCGAGCCAUGCCUCGAAUCGAUAAAUCGUCUGCGAGUUCAUUGGACGGAGGGGAUUCGCGUGCGGAGCCACGUGGGCGGCGGUCUACGUCGUCGGUGCCGAGAGGUAGGAGUUCUAGCCCUUCUGAAUUCAGUAAGAAUUUGUCGGAUUUAAGAAAAGCCCCUAGGGUUUCUAGGGUUUCAGGGGAGCAUAAGAAAAUUACUGCUAGUGAAAAAUCCGAAACCGAGCAAAGAACAGAAAGAAUCGAAAAAUUUGCUUCAAAAGGUUCCAAGUAUCAUGAUAAUAAGGAUAAGGAUGUUACUGUGAGCUCAGCUUUUAAAAGAUCAUAUUCUGAUUCUUCCAAAAUGCAGCCUAGUUUGGAUUCUGAUUUGAAAACUCGAGUUUUGGAUGAAGUAAAGGUGAAAUCUUGUGUUGAGAAGAGUGUGAAUAGUGGUGAAUUAGUUUCAAAAGACUUGAGAUUGCUGAGUAAAUCAAGUAGUUUGAGAGAUAAGUGUGUUAAAGAAGAAGGGAAAAGUGGUGUGGGGUUGAAUAAAUAUCCAAGUAAGCUGCAUGAGAAGCUUGCAUUUUUGGAAGGGAAGGUUAAAAGGAUUGCUUCAGAUAUUAAGAGGACUAAGGAGAUGCUAGAUACAAAUAACCCUGAUGCUUCAAAGUUGAUACUUUCUGAUAUCCAGGAGAAGAUUUCUGGGAUUGAGAAGGCAAUGGGAAAUGUUGAGGAAGAUGGGAAAGUGGUGGUACCAAGAAGUCAAAAUGAUGAAUUGGGGAAGAUGGAGGAGAAAGAAGAGGUUGAUGGGAAAGGAUUUGGCAAUGGAUUAAUCUCAGAGGAGUUAGAAGCAAGAUUGUUUCCUCACCAUAAGCUGCUUAGGGGUAGAACAUCAUUGAUUGCAUCCGGAUCGACCUCCAAGGGCUUGCAAGUAAAAGAUGUUGAAAUGAUCAAUGAAUUGAAUGAGAAAGAAAAGCCAACAAGUCCAAUUGAUGAAAAUCCCAUAGCGCUAGAGUUCUUGGCUUCUCUGAAUAAAGAGCAACCCAAGGCCGCUACUGAAGUUGAGAAUGUUGAUUUGCAGAUGACUGAUGCUCAAGAUGUGGAUGGUACUGUUAAUUCAACAACACAAGAUCCUUCAUUUAAAGUUCUCAAUGGGAAAGAUAAUCUUGAAAUUAUGCUGACUAGUGAUGAAAAACUCGAUGAAUUUGAUGAUCAAGAGAACAUGCCAACAAUGAUUAUGGAGGAUGAUGACAUGGAAGAUAAUAGCAUGUUUCAAUUAAAUCAGAUUGGGCAUAAGACCUCAACAUGUGGAUGGUUUGUGUCUGAGGGAGAAUCUGUACUGCUUGCACAUGAUGAUGGUUCAUGUUCCUUCUACGAUAUUGUGCAUUGUGAGACGAAAGCUGAAUAUAAGCCUCCAGUUGGAAUCUUGCCAAACAUGUGGCAAGAUUGUUGGCUAGUGCGUGCCCCCGGUGCAGAUGGUUGUUCAGCAAGAUAUGUUGUUGCAGCGUCUGCUGGGAACUCCAUAAACUCGGGUUUUUGCUCAUGGGACUUUUAUUCUAAAGACGUGCGUGCUUCUCAUAUUGAGCAUGACACCACCACAAGCACAAGAACAGCCCUUGCUCCCUUAUCCAACAACACUGUAUACAGAAGAAACGCCUUGUGUACUGUCAUUGCAUCUGAAAAUCCACAAUGGUGGUAUAAACCUUGCGGACCACUCAUCAUAUCAGCUGCUAGUAGCCAAAAGGUGGUCAGGGUAUAUGACAUUCGUGAUGGGGAAGAGGUGAUGGAUUGGAGCUUGUCAAAGCCAUUGAUAGCCAUGGAUUAUUCAAGCCCUUUGCAAUGGAGAAGCAGAGGUAAAGUUGUAAUGGCAGAGACAGAAGGCAUUUCUUUGUGGGAUGUGAACUCAAUGAGUCCUGAAGCAUUGCUGUCUGUAUCUUCUUCUGGACGGAAAAUUUCAGCACUUCAUGUGAACAAUACUGAUGCUGAAUUGGGCGGAGGCGUUCGACAGAGAGUGAGCUCGUCUGAGGUAGAAGGAAAUGAUGGCCUGUUCUGCACAGCUGAUGCCAUUCAUGUUCUAGAUUUUCGCCACCCAUCCGGCAUAGGCCAAAAGAUACCCAAGGUUGGCGUAAACGUGCAAUCUGUUUUCUCUCGCGGCGACUCCAUUUAUCUUGGCUGCACCACUCUGAAAUCAGCAGUGAAGCGGCAGUUCUGCUCCCAAAUCCAGCAGCUCUCACUGCGCAAGCCGGGCGUUUUCAGCACCUUCGCAUUGCCAGAAUCCUCUGCUCAUUCUCACCACAUGGCGUUAACACAGGUCUGGGGGAACUCAAAUCUUGCCAUGGGAGUUUCUGGGCUCGGCCUGUUCGUUUUCGACUCCAUUAAGGAUGACAGGUUCCAGCCAUUGGGUAUGGAUCAAACGAAUGACUCAGCUCUUAGAGAAACAAUUGGUCCAGAUGACUUGUUUUCGCCUUCUUUUGAUUAUUUGGCGUCUCGGGUUCUGCUGAUAUCCAGAGAUCGUCCGGCGCUUUGGAGGUACAUGUUUUAGGGACUAUAUUGGAUUCAACAUCUGCUUGAUUCAUGAACAAAGAUGUUUGUGCUGUUUUCUAAGUUAUUAAGGUUUAGCUUCCUGGAUUUGGUUAUUAAUGUUUUCGUGUACUGUAUAAUUAGUUACUUUAGAGAUGUUUUCAAAAAAAGAAGUUACUUUAGAGAUGGUUUUCUGCCCAAAUAAAGUUUGAGCUUGCUGUGUGUUAUUGUCAUUAAA
Messenger RNA from Ipomoea triloba (trilobed morning glory), 3100 nucleotides. Its product is annotated as KIN14B-interacting protein At4g14310. The transcript has 3 exons. Bases 110 to 2884 code for a protein of 924 amino acids. The record is from RefSeq and is a predicted model, not a curated record. Gene Ontology annotation, molecular function: protein binding. NCBI's taxonomy places the organism in Eukaryota, Viridiplantae, Streptophyta, Magnoliopsida, Solanales, Convolvulaceae.